AUGUGGCUAGAGUGCCCUCUUCUCCAGUGGAAACUUCUGCUAAUGCAAAUUUUGGUUAAGAUAGCUGUGAAUUGUGAAGCAGUAAAUUACAAGAUUUCAGCGCUGGUGGCCAUCAAGGCGGCGCUGCAUGACAAGAGCAACGUUCUCGGCGACUGGAAGGCCAGCUCCGGCGGCGCCGGCGGGCCGUGCCACUGGAGUCUGGUGUUCUGCUCCGACGACGGCCAUGUCAACGGGCUCGAGAUGGUGCACCAGAACUUGUCCGGCGCACUGUCACCGGCGAUCGGGAAGCUACGGCGGCUGCAAUUUCUGCUUUUACAACACAAUGAUAUUUCUGGCCCUAUUCCUGAAACCCUAGGCAGGUUGAAGCUGCUCCAGAGGCUGGACCUGGCAUUCAAUCAGUUUACAGGCACUAUUCCAGGCACACUUGGUCACCCUAGGGACAUCUUCUUUGUGAGAUUGAGCCACAACAACUUAUCUGGAUCUAUACCUGAUUCACUAGCCACUUCUCAGAGCGUUUAUCUCCUGGAUCUCUCCUAUAACAACCUGAGUGGCCCCGUGCCCAAUUUUAUCGUGAAGAAUGUAUACUUUGCUGGAAAUCCUCUGCUACAUAACUUGAGCCGUGAGGGACAAAGCUGCUCUUAUGUGGUACAAGAGCCGGUUGAUAUCCCUUCUGCAAAAGAAGAGCCAGUUGUUAUCACAGAACACCCAAGCACUCACAACAAAAAUGGCUUGUCAGGAACAGCUCGGCUUGUUUCACUUUACAUAGCAGCUGCUCUUCUAAUAGCAUUCCUCAUUGCUGGAAUCAUCGCCGUUGUUUGGCAGUGGCGUUCGAGGCACCAGAUCUUUGCAGAUUUAGAUGGACUGCAAAUACGCCUAGGCCAUCUGAAGCAGUUCACGAUCAAGGAGAUCCAAGAAGCCACCAACAACUUCGACAGAAACAACAUUUUGGGGCAGGGAGGAUUUGGAGUAGUGUACAAGGGUCGCCUGCGUGACGGCACAAUUGUCGCUGUCAAGAGGAUGAAGGAUUGCGGUUCUGUUUGUGGCGAUAAUCAGUUCCACACAGAAGUUGAGGUGAUAAGCCUGAUUGUUCAUCGGAAUCUUCUUCGUCUUAUUGGGUUUUGUGUUACAGACAGUGAGAGGCUCCUCAUAUACCCUUUCAUUUCAAAUGGAACUGUUUCUUCUAAAUUACAAGAAUAUAUAUGUGGUGAUCCUACCCUAGACUGGUCAAGGAGGAGGAGGAUCGCGCUUGGCACCGCGCGAGGAUUGGUCUAUCUGCACGAACAAUGCGACCCGAAAAUAAUCCAUCGCGACAUAAAAGCCUCCAAUGUUCUCCUCGACGAGUGUCUGGAAGCAGUCGUGGCAGACUUUGGGCUGGCAAAGCUCUUGGAUCAUGGGGAGUCUCACGCUGUGACGGCAGUGAGAGGGACACUUGGCCGCAUUCCUCCGGAGUAUCUGAUGACCGGCCAAACGUCGGAGAAGACUGAUGUUUAUGGCUUUGGGUUCUUGCUGAUCGAGCUAAUCACAGGCCGGAAAACGAUGGAGCUUCAUGAGGAUGAGUAUCAGGAGGGUGGAAUCCUUGAUUGGGCAAAGGAGCUUCUUGAAGAGAACAAGCUAAGCUCUUUUGUGGACAGCAGACUAAGAGAUAGCUAUGCCAUUGCUGAGUUGGAGGAGAUGGUUCAGAUAGCUUUGCUCUGCACAGUGUACAGCCCAGAUCAUCGUCCAAGCAUGUCUGAAAUUGUCAGGAUGCUGGAAGAGAGUGAUGGAUCGGCUGCAGAGAAAUGGGAGGCUCUGAAAAACGUCAACAGAUCGAAGCCAAGCACACCGGAGUUCAUGUUGUCUCCCCCUGUGAAUUUUGGCCCAGAUGAGUACGAUUCAAUUCAGCUGGAAGCUGUUGAGCUCUCAGGGCCAAGGUGAUUGUAUGGUCAGUUUGCCAUGCUUACAUACAACAAUGUUCAGAACUCCAAACAUAGGAGAUGAAGAAUAACUGAGGAAGAAACGGAUGUUUCAGACAUUAACUCGGCUUUUUAACCAGAGUGUCAUGUCAUGCAUCUUAAUUAUUUUAGAUGAUGACCUCUCUAAAAUAGGUUACUCUAUGUGUGCCCCAAUAUCUGGGUGACUCUAGUAUCUGCUUAGAACUUGACUAUAAUACUGGUAGUGCUUAAUAAUGACAAAAGGAAGGAUAAU
Oryza brachyantha (malo sina) is the source of this 2184-nucleotide messenger RNA. Its product is annotated as protein NSP-INTERACTING KINASE 3-like. Gene Ontology annotation, molecular function: protein binding; protein kinase activity; ATP binding. The record is from RefSeq and is a predicted model, not a curated record. Bases 1 to 1914 code for a protein of 637 amino acids. Gene Ontology annotation, biological process: protein phosphorylation. Lineage: Eukaryota; Viridiplantae; Streptophyta; Magnoliopsida; Poales; Poaceae. The transcript is spliced from 12 exons.